Fusarium poae is the source of this 753-nucleotide messenger RNA. RefSeq lists its product as uncharacterized. The transcript has 3 exons. Lineage: Eukaryota; Fungi; Ascomycota; Sordariomycetes; Hypocreales; Nectriaceae. Gene Ontology annotation, molecular function: pyroglutamyl-peptidase activity. Gene Ontology annotation, biological process: proteolysis. Bases 1 to 753 code for a protein of 250 amino acids. The record is from RefSeq and is a predicted model, not a curated record. Gene Ontology annotation, cellular component: cytosol.
AUGGGUUCACAAAUCGCAGAGCCAGACGAAAUUACCGUGCUUGUCACAGGCUUUGGUCCAUUCAGGGAACAAUAUCCCGUCAACCCUUCGUGGGAGAUCGCCAACAGUUUACCGUCACAUCUGCCACCAUUGCGCGCCAAAGAUCCUAACUCGAGGCAUGCGGCUGCUUUUCUACCAAACGUACGCAUCUCGGUGCAUCCAGAGCCUAUCCGAGUCAACUAUCAGGUCGUGAGAGGCUUGGUACCGUCAUUCUACGAUACACUUCGGCCAUUCGACGUUGUCAUUCACAUUGGCAUGGCGGGUCCGCGGCCCUUCUACUCCAUCGAGAGGAGAGGUCACCGCGACGGGUACAAGCACCCAGACGUUGAUGGUGAAAUAAUUGACUCGGACGAAGACCGUCAAAAGGAUGAAUGGCCAUGGCGAGGACUACCAGAAGAGAUAGAAACUGAGCUGCAUCUUGACCAGCUUCUUUCUCUCUGGCAAGGGCACAGUUCAGAGUAUGAUGAUCUCCGCAUAUCUGAAGACGCAGGGCACUACUUGUGCGACUUCAUCUACUACUCGAGUCUGUCAGAGCUGUGGAAGCAUCAGCGGCCAAGAAAGACAGUGUUCCUCCACGUCCCGGCAGAUGCUUCUCCCUCAAGUGUUGAGCGAGGAAGGGACUUGACAUUGAACCUGAUACGAUCCAUUGUCGAGAGCGAGAUGAUUGCCAAGAAUAAACCUCUGGAGAGCAAGGUUGGAGAUGGAGAGCUAUGA